AUCAAUAAUUUUUGUUCGUUUUAAACGUUGUUAUAUUCUAUGGCUUUAAACGUUUAAACCACGACUUUAGAUAAUGAAGAAUAAUAGUUUAUUUUUCUAAAAUCUAAACCUGUGAUUUCAAAAGAUAAUUAUUUUGAUUUUGAACUUUUACAUGACUGUGGCAAUGUGCCUAGUGUGGCCUAUGGGUUAACGUUUUACUCUUAACUCCAUAGAUCAUCCGCUUUUGAAUUUUUGAUGUUAGUCAAUAGACAAGAAUUCAUCUAAAACAAGAGUUGUAAGUAGUUGUAUUUGUCUGUUUGAUUGAAUCGUUUUGUCAUUGAUAAAUAAUAUCACCUCCUCAUAAAAUGGCAGAUGAAGUUAAAAUAUGCGAGAUUCAAGGGUUGGAACUAAUAUUAAAUUCAAUUAACUGUGAAAAGUAUAAAUCCAAGUUUGAAAAUUAUGGAAUUAAUGAAUAUACGUUUGCUCAAUUGACAGUGGAUGAUCUCAAAGACCUGAAUGUAGAUAAUGAGGAUAUUAAUACUAUAUUAACUGCAAUAAAUGUACUCAAUAAGACAUUAAAUCGCGGUGAAGUACGAUUAUCAAAUGAUGAAAUUCUUAAACUACAGUCUGCAAUUCAUGGGCAACUUGGAUACAUUGCUUUAAUUUUAAAUCAGAUAUAUUGUUCUAUCAAUAGUGAUAACAUCCAUUUAAAUGAUAUGUUAAUUGAUAAUCAUAUAUCAGCAAUUGAUGCUGCUUUCAUGUUAAAGCCAUACAUGAGAGCAGAAGAAAAAAACAUUGAAAAUACAUUAAAAAAUGUUUUUAAGAUUACUACAAGAAGAAAAACCAUUAUGAUUACUACAACAAUGUGCAUAGUCCUUGUAUUUGGUCUUACGUUUCAACGUCUAAAUUAUUCAUUCAACUUUAAUUCUGUAUUUAAAAAUUUA
Molecule: messenger RNA, 923 nt
Organism: Melanaphis sacchari
Lineage: Eukaryota; Metazoa; Arthropoda; Insecta; Hemiptera; Aphididae
Exons: 4
Molecular function (GO): protein binding
Source: RefSeq, a predicted model, not a curated record